GCGACGUCGGCAGCGCGAGGCUUCGCGCGUGAGCGGCGCGGUCGCUGGGCCUGGCUACCGAGCUUUCCUGACGGGCGAGCAGGUCCUCGACACCGGCGCCUGGCGGAGCGCGGGGAGGAGGGAGGUUUUGGUGUCAGCGGUGUAGUUGACGGCAGUCCCGGCCAUGGAAGAGACGCAGCCGCUUCCGCAGUCCGAGCUGCCACUGUGCGACAGCCUCAUCAUCUGGCUGCAGACAUUCAAUACUGCUGCACCUUGUCAGGAUGUGAAACAGCUGACUAAUGGAGUUGCCAUGGCACAAGUUCUUCAUCAAAUUGAUGUAGCUUGGUUCAAUGAAUCUUGGUUAAGCCGAAUUAAAGAGGAUAUCAGUGACAACUGGCGAAUAAAGGCUAGUAAUUUAAAGAAGGUACUUCAAGGAAUUAUGGGUUAUUACAAUGAGUUUUUGGGACAACAGAUUUCUGAAGAACUUAUCCCUGAUUUAAACCAAAUAACUGAAUGUUCCGAUUCUGUGGAGCUUGGGAGGUUGCUCCAGCUUAUUUUAGGUUGUGCUGUCAACUGUGAAAAGAAGCAAGAACAUAUUCAAAAUAUAAUGACACUGGAAGAGUCUGUUCAACAUGUGGUCAUGACUGCCAUUCAAGAGUUGAUGAGUAAAGAAAUAGUGAGCUCUCCUACAAAUGAUGCUGUUGGAGAAUUAGAGCAACAGCUUAAAAGGGCCCUGGAAGAACUUCAGGAAGCACUAGCAGAAAAAGAAGAACUGAGGCAAAGAUGCCAAGAACUAGAUAUGCAGGUGACAGCACUUCAAGAUGAAAAGAAUUCACUAGUUUCUGAGAAUGAGAUGAUGAAUGAAAAACUUGACCAGUUGGAUGGCUCUUUUGAUGAUCCAAAUACAAUGGUUGCAAAAAAGUAUUUUCAUGCACAGUUGCAACUAGAACAAUUACAGGAAGAAAACUUCAGGCUCGAAGCUGCAAAAGAUGAUUACCGUGUUCACUGUGAAGAACUUGAAAAGCAAUUAAUUGAAUUUCAACAUAGGAAUGAUGAGUUGACUAGUCUUGCUGAGGAAACAAGAGCCCUGAAAGAUGAAAUAGAUGUUCUUAGGGCUACCUCUGAUAAAGCAAAUAAACUGGAGUCAACAGUUGAGAUAUAUCGUCAGAAGCUCCAAGAUCUGAAUGACCUUCGCAAGCAGGUGAAAACUUUACAGGAAACAAACAUGAUGUAUAUGCAUAAUACAGUCAGCCUAGAAGAAGAAUUAAAGAAGGCAAAUGCAGCACGUACACAAUUAGAAACAUACAAGAGACAGGUUCAGGAUCUUCACGUUAAACUUUCCUCUGAAACCAAAAGGGCGGACACACUAGCAUUUGAAAUGAAGCGGCUUGAAGAAAAACACGAAGCUUUACUUAAGGAAAAAGAGAGACUAAUAGAACAGCUUGAUACUCUGAAAGAAACAAAUGAAGAGCUUCGAUGUUCACAAGUACAACAGGAUCACCUAAACCAAACAGAUGCAUCUGCUACAAAAAGCUAUGAGAAUCUUGCUGCUGAGAUUAUGCCAGUGGAAUAUAGGGAGGUGUUUAUUCGACUGCAACAUGAAAAUAAGAUGCUUCGAUUACAGCAGGAAGGUACUGAGAAUGAACGUAUUGAAGAACUUCAGGAACAGCUGGAACAGAAGCACCGCAAGAUGAAUGAAUUGGAAACUGAGCAGAGGCUGAGCAAAGAACAAAUUCGAGAAUUGCAGCAGCAGAUUGAGGACCUCCAGAAGUCUCUGCAAGAACAAGGCUCCAAGUCUGAAGGAGAAAGUUCCAGCAAACUAAAGCAGAAGUUGGAAGCUCAUAUGGAAAAACUAACGGAGGUCCAUGAAGAAUUACAGAAGAAACAAGAGCUCAUUGAAGACCUCCAGCCAGAUGUAAACCAGAAUGUACAAAAGAUCAACGAACUUGAAGCUGCUCUUCAGAAGAAAGAUGAAGAUAUGAAAGCAAUGGAGGAAAGAUACAAAAUGUACUUAGAGAAAGCAAGAAAUGUAAUAAAAACUUUAGACCCCAAAUUAAAUCCAGCAUCAGCUGAAAUAAUGCUACUUAGAAAGCAGUUGGCAGAGAAAGAGAGAAGAAUUGAGAUUCUGGAGAGUGAAUGUAAAGUAGCAAAAUUCCGUGAUUAUGAAGAAAAACUCAUUGUUUCUGCCUGGUAUAAUAAGAGUCUAGCAUUCCAGAAAUUAGGGAUGGAAUCUAGACUCGUGAGCGGCAGUGGUGCUUACAGAGACACGGGGGCUUGUGCUCCUGCCCGGUCUUUCCUAGCACAGCAGCGGCACAUCACCAGCACCAGAAGAAAUCUCUCUGUUAAAGUUCCUGCUACGACAUCUGAUUAAACUGCAAAAGAACACAUAAACAGAAGUGCCCUUAAAAUAUUUUGUAUCUUUCAACUAACUACCAGGUUGGAAAAGAAGUGUAUGAUUCUGGACAUCAGCUAUUUUAAAAUCAAAAUUCAUAAAAUUAGUCUUGCCAGCUGAUUUUGAAAACAGAAUGUGAAAUUAGCAUGUGUGAAUAAAUGGAAGAUAUAAUAAGGCAAAAAUCUCAAACAUUUGUCUUUUGAGAGUAUUAUAUUAUCUCAAAUUGACUUUGUAUAUUUUAGUUUAAUGUUUUCGGUUGGACCAGUAACUAAUUUGCAAUGUGUAAUCGGUAAUAUGUAAUCUAAAAAUACAUCUAUUUUAGUGUUUUGGUAUAAAAAUAGUUGUGAAAAAAAAUAGUUGUGAGGUAGGCACGUGGAGAACUAUACAAGAGUUAUAUUUUUUGACUUGACCUACACAAGGCGUUACCUCUGUCCUCUAAUUCUGUCGCUGAAUGGGUAUAUUUUAUCAUGUAAUGGAAGAUAUAGCAUUUGGAAGAUUGGACUAUUAAAAUGACUUCUCCAUAGAAGUGACUACUUGGCAAUUUUGCAGAUUUAGAAGAGGUCACAGUUCUCAUAUGUACCUACUAUAAACUAAGGCUUCUGUGCAGCAUGGUUGAAAUGUUAAGGGUAUAGAAAUGAACUGACUUGAAGAGAUGACUUUCUGAUGGGAAGCAAGCUAAAAAAUAUACUUCGUGUGAAAUGCCCACACUAUUUUAAUAUAAUUAAUGAAGAUUACAAUUAUUAUUACUUUUAAGCAUAAAAUUAUCAGGGUUUCUGCUAAAAAAAAAAAAAGAUGCAUUAGUAGUUUUG
Messenger RNA from Globicephala melas (long-finned pilot whale), 3180 nucleotides. It is a transcript of the gene HOOK1, whose product is annotated as hook microtubule tethering protein 1. The record is from RefSeq and is a predicted model, not a curated record. Gene Ontology annotation, biological process: cytoskeleton-dependent intracellular transport; cytoplasmic microtubule organization. Gene Ontology annotation, cellular component: centrosome; cytoplasm. Gene Ontology annotation, molecular function: dynein light intermediate chain binding; microtubule binding. Lineage: Eukaryota; Metazoa; Chordata; Mammalia; Artiodactyla; Delphinidae.